GACACAAUAGUACAUUACACCGGUACAUCACCGUAAUAGUCUUUAUUCCACAGCAGAAUUAAUCAUUACAAAGAUGGGUCGUUACCUGGACAGUGAUGAGGAGCGAAAGAAACACAAGAAGAAGAAGAAACGCCGUUCACGAUCCAGAUCUGGGAGUUCCUCAUCGUCAUAUGAAGAUCGUCAUCAGAAGAAAUCCAAAAGCAAAAAGAAACACAGACAUCGCUCCAACAGUCGGUCUCCAACGUAUUCCAACCAAAGUUAUUCGAGGGAUCGCUCAAAUCGAAGAUCUCCGUCUUAUGACAGAGACAAAGACAAGUUCAAGCGGCGCCGAAGCUAUUCAAGGGAAGUUUCCAGUCACAGAUCUCAUUCACUGGAACGAGCGCGGGACUCGGAUCAAAACCGUAGUUCCGACCGUUAUAGAAACAAAGGCGGGUCUGGGGACAGGUCACGCUCAAGGGAACGGUCACGAUCCAGCAGAGACAGGUCGCGGUCCAGCAGAGACAGAUCACGGUCCAGAGAAAAGUCUUCACGAACCAAAAGUAAAUACAAAGACAGGAGCCACUCUCGGGAUAGAAACGGUGACAGGCAUCAAUCAAGGAGCUAUUACCGACCAUCUACUAGCUCAACGCAGUCAGAUUACAAAGAGUCUAGAUCUCAUAGCCGCCGCCGGUCACGAAGCCGAAGCAAGUCAUGGUCAUCCUCUGACCGGAGGUCAAACCAACAUUCAAAACGAUCAAAGAGGUCCAGAUCUCCAGACAGAAGUAGUUACCAUUCUUGGCAGUCUACCAGUCCAGAAUCAAAACAAGCAACAACCGCCACCACCGCUUCUAAGAAAGAUGAUCUCUGUGCCAAAAUACCAGGUUUUGCUACAAUGGAACCUGCUGAACAGGCAAAAAUUAGGUUACAGAUGGCUCUCAAAGCUGCUGCUGCUGCUGAUGAACAGCUGCGAAAGAUGCAGGAGAAAAACACAAUGGUUAAGGAGCAACGCCAAUUAAUGGAACAGCCUGAUUUUGCUAUCACAGUGGAAGACAUUGAAAGUUCUGCUUUCACCCAAUCAACAUUUGUUUCUGGCACUAAUCGAGUGCCCCAGGAAUCCCCUGAAGAAGAACAGUUUGGUACGAUAGCGGAAAUCAAACCUGGCAGUGUGAAGGCCAACGCUGGCCAGGCAACAGCACCAGACAAUUACAAAUACAACAUUGACAUAGAUACAUUUGCACACCCGAGUUUGUUCAUCGACAUCAGUGAGAAGAAGAAGAGGUGGUUGCAGAAGCUGACCGUCUUCAGGAAACGGAAGACUUCAAGCCUUCUGCUUUAAAACACACACACACACACACACACAUACAUACACACGCACAUUCACAAGCUCACAUAUUUAAAUAUAUACACAUGCACACACACACACAGACUCUCACAAACACGAAUUUUCAUUCAAAUUCACAGAAAUAUAUUACAAGAACCAAAUACGAAAUGAAAAACCAAAAAUAAAUAUUCCCGAA
Octopus sinensis (East Asian common octopus) is the source of this 1496-nucleotide messenger RNA. Its product is annotated as serine/threonine-protein kinase fray2. The record is from RefSeq and is a predicted model, not a curated record. Gene Ontology annotation, cellular component: nucleus; cytoplasm. Gene Ontology annotation, biological process: alternative mRNA splicing, via spliceosome. The transcript is spliced from 9 exons. Lineage: Eukaryota; Metazoa; Mollusca; Cephalopoda; Octopoda; Octopodidae. Bases 74 to 1315 code for a protein of 413 amino acids.